AUGUCGGCCGCCACAGCCGCCCCCGUCUGGCACCCCGGCGAGCUUGCCGUGCACCGCCUCCUCUCGGUGCCGACACCGCACGCGAACCCCACUUCCGCCGGCCUCCCGCGCCCCUAUGCCGCCCGCAUCGCCGCCGCCCCGCUCCUGGCCCUCGGCACCCUCGACGCCGAGGGCCGUCCCUGGACGACGCUCUGGGGUGGCGCCGCUGGCGUCGCGGGCGCCAUGGGCCCCGGACUCCUCGGCGUCCGGGCGCGGGUCGACGCCGCGCACGACCCCGUGCUGCGGGCGCUGUGGGGUGGCCCUGUCGUCGAUGAGCAGGUCGUGCGUUCGGGCGACAAGGUCGUUUCGGGGCUCGGCAUUGACCUGCAGACAAGGGACCGCGUCAAGCUCAUGGGACGGCUGGUGGCCGGCGCCGUCGCGCAGGGCGAGGUGCAAAUGGCGGUCCGCGUCGAGGGGAGCCUCGGCAAUUGUCCCAAGUACCUCAACGGGCGGGCUCUUGUCGCGAGGACGCCCGAGGUCGAGGGCGUCGAGGAUGGAUUCCCUCUGAGCGCGAGGGCCAGACGGGUUGUCGAUCAGGCGGAUCUGUUUUUCCUGUCGAGCGGGCACGGGACGGGCAUGGAUACGAAUCAUCGCGGCGGGAGCAAGGGGUUUGUGAGAAUCGGGAGAAACGAUGAGGGGGCUGUUGAGCUGAUUUACCCCGAGUAUUCGGGAAACAGGCUGUACCAGACCCUGGGCAAUCUCCAGGCCAACCCCCUCGUGGGCAUCACCAUACCCGAUUUUGACACUUCGGAUGUACUCUAUGUACGUCUUCGCAUUCUGCUCGGCAAUCUGGAACUGGGAACUAACAAGUCGUCAGGCCACCGGAACGGCAACGAUUCUCACCGGCGACGCUGCCGGCGCCCUGCUGCCGCACACCCGCCUCGCCAUCAAAAUCACCCUCACCUCAGCCCUCCUCGUCAAGGCCGGGCUCCCCAUGCGCGCCACGUCCCCGCAGGUCGACUACUCCCCCUACAACCCGCCCGCCCGCCCCCUCGCCGCCGAGGGCGCCGCCGCUCUGCCCUCGACCCCGCUCGCGACCGCCACCCUCCAGCACCGCCAGCCCCUGACCCCGAGCAUCACGCGCUUCACGUUCGCCCUCGACGUCCCGCGCGCGACCCCGUGCCGGGCGAAUACGUCACGCUCGACUUCGCCGCCGAGCUCGACCACGGCUGGAGCCACAUGCGCGACGACGACCCGCGGAGCCUGAACGAGGACUGGGUCCGCAGCUUCACCAUCUCGGGCUACCCGUCCGCCCGCGCGUUCGAGAUUACAGCGCGCGUGAAGCGCGGCGGCGCGACGGAGCUGCUUGCCAAGCACCUGCUGCGGGGCGGCCCGCUCGAGGUUGCCGCGCCGGGGCUGUUGACGGGUGGCAAGGCGUUCGAGGUCAUUUGGGGGGUUAGGGGGGAUGACGUCGGUGUUGUGCGUGACGCCGUCGAGAGGAUCCCGGGAUUGGCGGCAAGGCUGAGCGUACAUGUCACGGGAAAGAUUGGUGAGGCGGACGAGGAGGCGCUCGCAAAGGUCGAGGCUUUGGGCGUCAGGAUCGAGAGGAGGCGGAUGGAGAAGCAUGAUCUGGAGCGGGUGUUUGAGGGGGAGAAGAGAAAGUUCUACUUGUGCGCUGCGCCUGCGCUGCUGACGGUCAUGAAAGGCUGGCUCGAGAACGAGGAGGUUGUCUGGGAGGACUUUGGGUAUUGA
This is a messenger RNA of Verticillium alfalfae VaMs.102, 1731 nucleotides long. Its product is annotated as oxidoreductase FAD/NAD(P)-binding. Bases 1 to 1731 code for a protein of 576 amino acids. The record is from RefSeq and is a predicted model, not a curated record. The transcript has 3 exons. Lineage: Eukaryota; Fungi; Ascomycota; Sordariomycetes; Glomerellales; Plectosphaerellaceae.